Pseudovirgaria hyperparasitica is the source of this 939-nucleotide messenger RNA. RefSeq lists its product as uncharacterized. The transcript has 3 exons. Bases 1 to 939 code for a protein of 312 amino acids. The record is from RefSeq and is a predicted model, not a curated record. NCBI's taxonomy places the organism in Eukaryota, Fungi, Ascomycota, Dothideomycetes, Acrospermales, Acrospermaceae.
AUGUAUUGUGCACGGUCCAGGUACGGGUUUCUCUCUCUCACCUCUCUCGCCGCUCUCUCUCACCUCUCUCACCUCUCUCGCCUCUCUCACUUCUCGCCUCUCUCACUUCUCGCCUCUCUCACUUCUCGCCUCUCUCACUUCUCGCCUCUCUCACUCCUCGCCUCUCUCACUUCUCGCCUCUCUCGCCUUCCCACUUCUUUCUCCUCUCAUAAAAAGAUUCGUGGAGACUGGGACUUCGACCUCUCGGGCUUUGUCAAGCUCCUCCCUUAUGGGACUUUGACCUCUCGGGCUGUUCUAAGCGAUCAGAUCUGCGUCAUAAAGCGUGCACGGAGACAGUUCACAUCCGACCAAGCUAAGCUAGAGAAGGAUGAAGCAGCUCUAAGAGCUAAGCAACAGACCCAUACAUUAAGACUUCGGGAAGCUCAGAUUUCUACCCAAGAAAGUCAAAGCAGUCUCAAUGAACAGUUCGUAGAGCUCGGAGACGCCGGUCCAAGUAUGAUGAACAAUGUUCGGGUACCUGUCCAAAUGCAACCUGUCCUCUCCGACGUUGGGCUAGGGCAGUUACGAGAGUUGUUUGGUGAGCUUGAUGGCCUUUCGAGCGCCGUAAUCCAAGUCCUUUGGACCACUUUCCAGCCAUGGAACAGCGGGAAAACGAAGAAGGAUUGGAUGAAGCACACACGAGAGCAGACUCCAAUGAAGUGUAUCAGUCGAAAGAUGGCAAAGAAGGGUGUUGCAGUGUUUCCACAUGGAGAAGAUUUCGCAUGUGAUUAUUGUAUGGAGAAACAAAUCGUGUGCUGUGCCUUGAACAACGGCCUAGCGACAGCGCGCCCACUGGCGGAAAGCGAACAAACGAAACCCAUAGAAGACGAUGACCUUCCUUACACGAAGGAUGAUGUGGCCUACUGGGUCAAACAAGAUGCUCUGCUUCUACAUGAAUAA